CUUACAAGCUUCAUUCAAGUAAUCCUAGUUAACCUGCUAACCCUAAGCGCUUAAGCCGAUAGCCAGUACCUCCAACGGUCAUCCAUUCAAGUCAUUUGUUCCGAGUCAUUUGCGCCCCGGCUUAUAUUGCGAAGUUGCAUUGAGAUCAUAGAUACAGAGUAAUGUCCCGUGUAGUGAACCAACCCCGUGGACCAGGAGGGCCUGUUCGUAAGCAUCCAGAGCCAUCAAAGCAUGCAGAAGAAUCUGAAGACGAUGAAUACAGCGAUGACGGAGGCCGGUCAGCGGACGAGAUCGGUAAGACCUUUACCUAUCGGAGCACGUUGACACCAUCUGAAGCAGCAGCAUUGGAAAGCUUUAAGAGGCGCGACCGAGAUGACUCCGAGGAGGAACUCUACCCCUUGCCUCCAAGACAGCGAAAUGUCACCUACGUUGACCUCCGACGGCCCCUCCGCUCCCGCUCCCUGGGUUCCGACUGGGAGGCACUGUGCAUGGCCUUGUCCCAUUCCGGCAACACGCUGGCCAUCGGCGGCCGACAGGGUGUGGUGCAGCUGCUCAACCCAGCCACCCUAGAACCCAUGGACACACUCGUCAUGUCGCAGCUCCUCUCCUCCUCCUCCUCCUCCUCCUCCUUCACCUCCUCUGCCGCCGCCUCCACCUCAAGCAACGCCGCCGGCAGCAGCUUCGGUCCCAACGCCGCCGGAUCUCGAGCGGGAGCAGCGGGGACAGCAACAGCAACAACGACAGCAAGGACAGCAACAGCGGGGUCAACAGGAGCAGCGGCAGUGGGGGCAGCGGCAGGUGACCCUGGCCAGGGCGACCCUAGCGGCGGCGGCGGCUUGCCAGGCGGCAGCAGCAGGGGCAGCAGCAGCGCUGACGGCGGGAGUGCGGGUGUGAUAACGUCGGUGUGCUUUCGGCCGGACCUGCCGUCAAGCAGGAUGGAGAACGUGCUGUUGGUGGCGCAGGGCGACUCCAUCUCGCACCUGCAUGUGGGCACCCGGCGGCUGCUGCACCGCUGCCGGGAGGCGGGCAACAAGGUCAACACGCUGGCCAUGAGGCAGGAUGGGGAGGUGUUUGCAUCCGCCGGUUCCGAUUACGUCGUACGAGUGUACGACGAGGCAAGCUGCUCGGUAUGUCGUACACUGGAUCACGGAGACGGCGUAACCACCAACGGUCACACCAACCACGUCUUCGCGCUUGCAUGGCAUCCGGGGGACCCCCAGGUGCUGCUGUCGGGCGGGUGGGACAACCGGGUCCUGGUGUGGGACCUGCGGGUGCACAGGUCCGUUCGCUCCAUCUCCGGACCGCACCUCUGUGGCGACGCGCUGGACCUCCAACCCGGCAGCUGCAGUGGCAGCAGCAACAUCAGCGGCAGCAGCAGCGGUGCUGGUGGUGUCCUGCUGACGGGCAGCUGGCGUCACAGCGCCCCGCUGCAGCUGUGGGACCUGGGCAGCGGCCGCCUGCUGAGCAACCUGCCCUGGUGGCAGCCGCAGCAGGACGCGUGCCUGCCGUACGCGGCGCGGUUCGGGCGCGGGCAGGGCGCGGAGGGGUGCGUGAUGGCGGGCGGGAGCGGCAGCCAGCCGGUGGUGCGCGUGUAUAAGAUGAACGACCCGGGCGACGUGGAGCUGCAGUUCUCAGUGCGGCUGGAUCGCCCCGUGCACGCAUUGGUGCAGCUGAAGCCGACCCAAGCCGCCAGCGGACCCAUGGGUCAGUCUGGCCCGGUGUUGGCGGUGUGCUGUGACAAAGAGAUACACACCGUGUCUCUGGCUCCAGGGGGAGCAGAGGCCAGGUGAGGGCUUGGGGCCCCCUAGGGGAAAGCUGCGGCUAUGAUGUGAGUGCGGCUGUGGAUCUGGGAUUGGGUUGGGGAGGACAGGCGCUGGGGAAAAGAGGAAACAAGUAACUGGGGAGGUGGGGUCUGUGUGGACGUCUGGCGGUGUGGGUUGAAGGCCUUUGUCUUUUUCGCCGCGUAGCGUAGCGCCAUGUAUGCGUGCGGCUAUGUGUGGGCGGGCGGUGGUUCCUCAAGCGGGGUUGGAGGAGCCGGGAGGCUUUCGAGGAGCAUGGAACGGAGUUGUAAAGAGACAUGGGUCUAGCAGAAGUAAUUCGUGCUUGUGAGGGAGAGGCAUCCUCAGCGACGUCCUCGCGGAAGUAAAGGGAGAUAGCGCUGCAAAAGGCUGACAUUUAGCCGAUUCUUUGCGAUGGGUUGUUGAUGUCUGUGGGGUACUUGCACCUUACCGGGAAGGCAACGUCCUAGUAGGCAUGCGUAUGGCCUGUUCUGGACGACAGGACGUAUGAUCUGGGGCAGGGUCGAUCCGAUAUGCUGCAAUAUGCUCCUGGAUUAACUUAAUGCGCGGAAUUUGUGUACGAGCUGUAGCGAGUUCCUUGCAUGAACCGAGCGGGAUGCGGAGUUAAUGCUUUGCAUUCCCCUUCACGCCCAACCGCAAUCGAUGUUUUCGAGGUUACGCUUGAAGGAUAGUAGAUGCUCGGGGAUCCUGGCCUCAUAGGGGAGCUGGCACCGCUUCGCAGUUGCUGCGUGAAGGGUUGCGUCCGUUGCACUUCCCACGCACCUUUCGCACCUGUUGUUAGGUAAGCGUCGAACCUGACACGAUAAAAGCAACAUAUGUAUAAUGUUGUAAAGAAAACAUGCAACCGCUUCUGGAUCAAAUUUACCGGACGGGAAACAUCUGUGCUGCAUGUUCCGGGGGCCGCCAGCGAAGCAUGGCAACCGGCUGCAGCGUUCAUAAUGCAUAACUACUAAGCAACAAACGGUUGGUGACUUUACUUGUAUGCUAACCUGCGUAUCACACGUAUGUCCCUUAGGAUCGAUAAGUGCAGACGUGACUAGGCCUGACCCACAAGUGUAAACUCGCUGUCUGCGUUGGUAGCAAGGGAUACUAUGAACUUUAACAGCAAACGAUCUGUCACCGAUGAGCAAAAUGAGCGGCACAAACGGCUAUUGGCAGGCAUCCUUAAGGAAGAGGGGAAUAAGAGCUGCGCUGAUUGCAAGACUCGCAAUCCGACAUGGGCUAGCGUCAACCUCGGUGUCUUUGUCUGCCUGACGUGCUCGGGCAUCCACCGGUCGCUUGGUGUGCACAUUUCUCAAGUCCGGUCGUGCAACCUGGACACCUGGCUGCCCAAGCAAGUGGAAUUCUGCAGGGUCAUGGGCAAUGUGAAGGGCAACAAGUACUGGGAAGCACGGCUUCCAAAGGACUUCAGGCGCCCACCAAGCGGCAACCCCAACCCAGAACUCGCGGCAUUCAUCCGCGCUAAGUACGUGGACAGAGCCUUUGCUGCCAUGGAUGCACAGCCACCAACGAUCGAUAACUACCUUGACCAUCCAUACGCCAAAGACGCCGAUUCCUCCUCGGCACCACCAACCACCGCAACUUCCGCUGCGCCAUCGGCCCAGGCGCCACCCUCCGCCCAGCGGUCAACGCCCACCAAGGCCGCAGCGUUGACCACCGACCUGCUGGGCGGGUUCGACGAGCUUGCGGGCAUCUCAGCUCCGCCCAACUCGCAAACGCCACACUCCGCACCCCCAGCCAACAGCGAUCCCUUCAGCUCCUUCAUCUCCGCACCCCCAGCAGCCACCACCACCACCUCCUCGGCUCAGGGAGCAUGCUCCCUGGAGUGGACCGACUUCCACGCCGCGGCUCCGGUGCCUCCGGUGGUCCUCGCGCCCCCGCCCCCGCAGCCGCUGCUGCUGCCUCCUCAGUCCUCCGGCCUCUCCCACCAGCGCAGCUAUUCCAUCAGCGAGGGCGUGCCUACCAACACCACCGGCAGCGGCUCCUCCGCCUCGAGCGCCUUUUCCGUCCAGCCCACGCGCUUCUCCGUCGCCCAAGCAGCGGGCUCCUCUACGCACGCCAGCCACGGCCACCACCACCAUCACCACCAGCAUCAGCACCACCCCGCACAACAGCCCCACCAUCCUAUUGCAACCACCGGCAGCAGCAGCAGCCACCACAAGACCAGCUCCUCCGACCCCUUCGGCUCCUCCAUGCUGCACACGGAAGACCUGCUCGCGGGGCUCACCAUCCAUCAUGUCAUGGAAUCCAUGGCCGUACCGCCCGCCGCCGUACCUGCUGCCGUACCUGCCGCAGGCGGCUCGCUCUCUUCCUCCUGCUUGGCUAACGG
This is a messenger RNA of Astrephomene gubernaculifera, 4128 nucleotides long. The record is from the annotation of a GenBank genome assembly. NCBI's taxonomy places the organism in Eukaryota, Viridiplantae, Chlorophyta, Chlorophyceae, Chlamydomonadales, Astrephomenaceae.